Molecule: messenger RNA, 2049 nt
Organism: Coniophora puteana RWD-64-598 SS2
Lineage: Eukaryota; Fungi; Basidiomycota; Agaricomycetes; Boletales; Coniophoraceae
Exons: 13
Coding region: 1-2001 (666 amino acids)
Cellular component (GO): plasma membrane
Source: RefSeq, a predicted model, not a curated record
AUGCGCUGCGCACUCCGGCUCGCACUUCUCCCCGCACUAGUCGGUGCACCUGCCUUCGCAUUCUCUCUCUGGCCCUUCUCUACAAGCCGCUUCACCAAGAAUGAGCUCAUCCAAGCUGGAGACCUUGGCAUAGGAGACCAACGCAUCAUUGCCUUCGGGGACUUCAAUGGCGACCAAUAUCUGGACGCCCUAACACUCGAUAACGACCAACAAACGCUCUCUGUUUACCUCUGGAAUCAUGACAACUUCGCGUACAAACGCGCAUCCUCUACGCGCCAUCCCGCUCCAGUCGUAAACGCAGUUCCGGGAGACUUCACCCAUGACGGCACGCUCGAUGUUCUCGUCAUGUCUACCUCUUCCAAGUCUGGAAAGCUCGAUAUGGCGCUUUACCUAGGAAAGCACGAUGGCUCGUUCGAAAAGAACACCUUGUCAAUAUCUUCAUCGACCGAUUCGCAACCUAUACCGGCGGACAUAGACGGCGACCUCAAGAUCGAUCUUCUCGGCGUGCCGUACAGCCAGUGGUCGACGAGUUCCCUGACGAUGUGGCAGAAUGUCUGGAAUGCAUCACAAAGCAAUCCCACCCUCUUCAACCUAGCGGAUCCGAAAUUCAACGGAACACCAUGCACUCCAGCAAAUCCUCAUAGUAACGCGGUGAUUGACUUCGACGGCGACUGCCUCGCGGAUCUUUUCCUGCUUUGCGACGAUGGCGGUGGACAGAGGUCUUUCGAGAUUUGGCUGAACAAGAAGGAAGCAGGCUUUACACUAGCACAACGCGCGUCCCUUCCUUCCGGCGUGCAGAGCGUCUCGUUUGCCGAUAUGGACCGUGACGGGACGACAGACAUGGUGUUCGUUACCUGCUCCUCCGUCUCGCAGAGCACGGGUGUCGGAUCCGGAUGCUCGCUCCAUGUCGCCUACAACGUUCAGCUUCCGCUCUGCGAAUCUACGACGACUCCCGCCUUCAACAAGGACGGACAGCGCGUAUGUCGGCAGCCCGAGAACCUGUGCGUCUCAGAUCCAAACUUUCAUAUUAGCCUUGAAGAAGGCGGCAACUCUUAUACUCGCGUUCCAUUCUCGUCUUUCAUCCCCGGCACCACUGGUCCAGUCGUACUCGACACGACGUUCUCGCCGUCGCUUCCCCUCCCUGUUCGCAUCGGCGAUGCGAACCUCGACGGUUACCCUGAUCUCGCCUUCAUCUUCGCGACCACGGACAAUGCGCACACGCCCGCGCUUCUCUUUUCCGAAGACUGUAGUCACAAUGCCGCUGGUUGUUCAAACAAGAAUGGAAAGCGAGGAUGGAGAAGAGUGACAAAGGGCGCAGACGCACUCGGGAGGAUACGAGACGCCAAAGGAGUGGCAUUCUUGGAUGUCGACGAAGAUGGGAGUCUCGACCUGCUCGUGCAGCGAACGGGUGCACAGGGAGAAGGCUCGUUGUCGUUCAUUCAGAACAACUUCUACUAUGACGCCUUCUUCCUCAAGGCUAUCGUUCUGAACGGCGCUUGCGACAACGGGUGGUGCACGGACGCCAGCGGCUCGAGCUACUCGCCGUUCGGGGUUAGCUACUCCGGAGCAACGUACAAAUACGCAGUUCUCGACACCCAGGGCAAGCGUUCAGCCGCCCUCGUCGGGCAACUGCCUCAAAUGACGUACCACUCGCUGGGGACGCCUUACGCGUUUGUCGGGCUCGGACGGACUAACAAUUAUAUCGAGCGCCUGUUCGCGGGCUCGACGCGCCACGCUCGAGAGCACGCGACGGUGCUCGAAGGGGUGAUACCGAACUCACGCGUCGUCUUAUCUCCUCCGCCGCCUUCGAGUGAAAGCAUUCAUUGGAAGAAGGAGCUGUUCCUCCGGCCCGGUGAGUGGAUCCCAUGGGUCACAGUGGUUGUUAUUGCGGCCACAGGGGUCCUGGCAGCGAUUGUUGGGGUUCUUCACAUGAGUGAGAAGAGAGCGGAUGAAUUGGAGAGGAGGAGAACCUCACAUAGCAUCAAUUUUGAUGCACUCUGAUUGGAAUCUGUUAUAAAUUUCACUUGAAUCAACGGAGUUACUAGAUGG